Molecule: messenger RNA, 1871 nt
Organism: Blastomyces gilchristii SLH14081
Lineage: Eukaryota; Fungi; Ascomycota; Eurotiomycetes; Onygenales; Ajellomycetaceae
Product: rer1
Exons: 4
Coding region: 182-742 (186 amino acids)
Biological process (GO): protein retention in ER lumen; retrograde vesicle-mediated transport, Golgi to endoplasmic reticulum
Cellular component (GO): Golgi membrane
Source: RefSeq, a predicted model, not a curated record
CCAAACAACUUAAACGGCGAUCCCAGAACACAGAAACACAGUCCAGCUCUCCUCCUCCCUUUAAACCACCCUUCUUCCUGCGCGCAUUCGUGAUACCUGCCCUGAUCUGUGCUGGAUAUCUCUUCUUCGGCGGAUUUGUGCGGAUAUUGUCUAUUUAUUCCUCUUGUGUUCAUUUUGCGCCAUGGAUGUCCCAGACCCUGACCAGACGCCCUUUGCGGCCGUGACGACGCAUACUUCAAGACUUUCCCGGCAAUACCAAGCAUAUCUCGAUGCCGCAACUCCUUACACCGCAUACCGAUGGAUAGGAACCGGAAUGCUGCUUCUUAUCUUCUUCUUGAGAAUUAUCAUGGCGCAGGGCUGGUAUAUCGUCGCCUACACUUUGGGAAUCUAUCUCCUCAACCUCUUCCUUGCCUUCCUACAACCUAAGUUCGACCCAUCUCUCACGCAGGACGAGGGCCUAGAGGAUGGCGAGAGCUCUCUCCCCACAAAACAAGACGACGAGUUCCGCCCUUUUAUUCGAAGACUCCCUGAGUUCAAAUUUUGGCACUCAGCCACCAGGGCAAUUGCUAUCGGGUUCCUCUGCUCCUGGUCGGAAAUCUUCAAUAUCCCGGUCUUCUGGCCCGUCUUGGUAGUGUACUGGUUGCUACUAUUCUCCCUUACGAUGCGACGACAAAUACAACACAUGAUUAAAUACCGCUACGUUCCCUUCACGUUCGGAAAGACGAGAUACGGCCGGAGCUAAAAGGGGGGAACAAAAUCCACUUUGUUUUUUCGCUUUUCGAUCCGCAGCCCAAAAUUCAACGGGCGUCCCUCCCCGUCGAUUCCCCUUGUCGUACGAUCUAUUCUUAACCUGCCAGCACAUGCAGAUAUGCAGAUUUGCUAAUCGCUGGAAUUGAAAAUGAAACAGAAUGCCAACUUGCGCAUGGCACAUGUAUGGUAAUAUAUAUAUGGUAUAUGUUUUUAAUUCUUUCAACCACAUUCAAGUUUCUUCUCUCCAUGCUCUUCUGUGUACAAAUAAGAUUUAGAGAUGGUUAUUAUCCUGUAAUGUUUGUUUCUCUGUUAACAAGAUAAGCGGGACAUUCUUUUCAUGCAGAUAGUUCCUUGUCAUUCUUGUGAAGGAUUUUUUUUCCCCAUCAUUCCUUGCGUUUUCUUGGUAGAGUUACAUCUCCCGAAUCAAUGACUGAAAUUAUUUCCCAUUUUUCUCCUCCUCCUCUUUUUCUUUUCUUCUAAUUCCUGUUUCCAACAAUUGCUGUUUGCACCCAGAUGGUUAUUCCAGUAUGAACCCAAUAGGCAUUCCUGGGAGACCAAAAACAGGGGGACCUUUAGAAUUUUUGUUGAUGUUGACAACACUUGUUCCUUCCCCCCAGUUAAGAGAUCUUCUAUUUCCCCUUCAAUCGAUAUGUAUUUCAUUUCAAUUCUUGGUCCAGUUUCUACUUUCCCCUUCGCUCCUCCGGGAAUGAUGGGACUAUGAUUACAAUAAUUUUUUGUUCAGCCAGGCUCACUCCUUUGAGCUUGUAAAUACACAGGUAACACACAUACAUACUUAACGGAGCGACGAGAUGUAUGCGAUAAAUCGAAAAGAGCUUAAAGAAGAGCUCUGCUUUUCUUGCCACGUUGGGAUUUUGGGAGUCUCGGGGUAUUUUGCGCCCCUGAACUUGAUAGGCACACACUGCUUGUUCCCGUACCCAAUUCUAGCUUAUUCCUCUUUGGCCUCUUCAAAUUGAUAUUCAGCUCUUCCCCUUUAUUUAACUUACCCCCAUUGUGCCUAAGGCAAAUGUAACACUAACAGAACAUCUGCUUGCUUGAUAAGGUUCGUGGGCGAGGAGUAGUGUAGCUAUACAAGAUUCUUAAUCCUCUUCCGCUGCGCGAAG